AUGAGAUCAAUUGGUAAAGAUUCUGAUUGUAGUUUUUGGGUAUCUGGUUGGUAUACAUUAACAGCAUAUUAUAAUCGUGAACGUAUUAGAAGUGGUGCAACUAAUGAUAAAAUCGUAUCUGAACAAGAACGACAACGUAAUUAUCUUAAAAAUGGUCCAUAUAUAACAACUAAAGAAGCUGUUGCUAUAUAUACAACAGUUGUACAUUGGCUUGAAUCUCGACGUUUUUCAUCAAUAUCAUUUCCAUCGUUAGCAUAUAAACACAAAACACAAGGAGAAAAUUCAGCGAAGAGUCUUCUACAUCGAUUAUUUUCUCAUCUUGAUGAUUCAGAUAUAGAUGAUAUAUUAAUUAGUCUAGCAACAACAAUAGAAGAACAUCAUCGUUCUAAACUUCUUGUUGUCUCAGCAUUAUUUGAAUUAGCUGGUGAUUAUUCUUCAUGUAUACGUAUUGCUUGUGACUAUAUAACACAAACAAUUCUUGAUCGUUUAUUAAUAUUAUCAUCAACAUCAUCACCAUCUCCAUUUAUUUAUAGCUCAACGUCUUCAAAUUUUAUCAAAAACAAGACAUAA
Messenger RNA from Rotaria sp. Silwood1, 570 nucleotides. The record is from the annotation of a GenBank genome assembly. NCBI's taxonomy places the organism in Eukaryota, Metazoa, Rotifera, Eurotatoria, Philodinida, Philodinidae.